AUGUCGAAAAUCGUCCGAGAGAUCAAAAACGUCACCAAGGGGUACUCGAAUACCCAAAUCAAAGUUCGCAAUGCGACCAGUAACGAUCCAUGGGGCCCCACAGGGACAGAGAUGAGCGAAAUUGCUAGGAUGACCUUUGAUACUAACCACGACUUCUUCGAGAUUAUGGAAAUGUUGGAUAGAAGGCUGAACGACAAGGGAAAGAACUGGAGACAUGUCCUAAAAGCUCUAAAAGUUCUCGAUUACUGUCUACACGAAGGCUCGGCUCAUGUUGUCGUCUGGGCCAAAGAUAACAUUUAUAUUAUCAAAACACUCCGUGAAUUCCAGUACAUCGACGAAGAAGGAAAGGACCAGGGCUUGAAUGUUAGAAUAGCUGCCAAAGAACUCACCGGCUUGAUAUUGGAUGAAGAACGUCUCCGAAAUGAAAGGAAGGAUAGAAAAUCGUGGAAGGCCCGCGUCGCCGGCCUGGACGAAGGCAUCUCAUCCGAAGGCUCUCACAAUCAGAAGGAACAACAACAGCAUGCUCGUCGUCGUCAACAACGGCCCGCGAGGAAUGAUGAUGAAGACCUUGAGUACCGCCUUGCGAUAGAAGCUAGCAAGAACCUAGCCGAGGAGGAAGCUGCCAAGAAGCGCACUAGAAACAACGAGGUUGAAGAUGAUGACCUCGAAAAAGCCAUCAGAUUAAGUAAGGAGGAAGAGGAACAGCGCCAGAGGGAGCUCGAACAGACUAAUGAAAAUACUCUCUUCGAUGAGAAUCCCACUCCCACCCAGUCCCAACCUUCGCAACAGCUCCCACAGCAGAAUUGGCAGCAAGGUCAACCUGUCGACCUUUUCGGGAACCCUAUCCAAUCGCAGCAAACUGCGUUCCUUUCGAAUGUAUAUUCCCAACAGCCCAGUCUUGACCAGCCUCAGUACGGCCAGCAGCCUGGAGGGUAUGUUCAAGGCCCCGUUGCCACCGGCUGGGGCGUUCCUUCGCAGUUCCCUCAACCGACUGGCUUCGACCAACAGCCCCAGCAGCAGCCCCAGCAACCUCAACAGCAGGCUGUCUUCUUGCAACCACAAAACACCAUACAGCCACAAAGUACUCUACAGCCGCAACAAACUGCCUUUGGUGCUGGCAAUCCAUUCGCUACAGCGGGCUUCAACCAACAAGCUACCGGUUUCCUUACACCUGAUGCCAGCAACCCAUAUGGGAAUAACCAGCUCAGCCUUCAACCACAGCCAGAAGCUCUAAAACCGAUGCCUACAGGCUCCAACAAUCCCUUUGCCCAGUUUAGCUCUGCGCCAGCACAAAGCAACGGUUUCAACAGUGUUUCCCCUCAGAGAACGGCCCAGCCCACCUUGUCACAACUCCAGCAGAAUCAGCCUUCGGGAUAUCCAUCUGCUUUCCAGCAACAACCUAACCCAACAGAUCAAAAACAUGCACAGCUCAAUGCUCUCUUGGCAGUUGGCAACGAAUCAGGACAGGAUACGUUUGGUAACAUCGGAAACUUGCGAAUUCCGGCUCAGCAUACCGCUCCGGGGACGUUCGUUAAUUCUGCGGGUACCGGGCGCACCGGGUUGGGUGCUCAAGUUACAGGGAACAACCCGUUCUUGAACAGUCAAUUCACCGGCGUCCCUCAGCAGCAAUUCCCUCAGCAGAAUAGGAUGAUCCCGGCCGCAACCGGGCCUGCUGGCAUCAACGGUUUCGGGCAGCCAAAUCCAUACGGUGGCUUCCCAGGACAACAGCAGCAGCAGCAGCAGCAGCAGCAGCAGCAGCAUCAAUCGACAAACCUAAUUGACUUCUAA
Molecule: messenger RNA, 1788 nt
Organism: Orbilia oligospora ATCC 24927
Lineage: Eukaryota; Fungi; Ascomycota; Orbiliomycetes; Orbiliales; Orbiliaceae
Exons: 4
Coding region: 1-1788 (595 amino acids)
Biological process (GO): actin filament organization; endocytosis
Cellular component (GO): endosome; plasma membrane; clathrin vesicle coat
Molecular function (GO): clathrin binding; phospholipid binding
Source: RefSeq, a predicted model, not a curated record